AUGUGUCUUCAGAGGCUUCUAGAAACCAUUUUAUUUGGCUCUGAGGUCAACAUCCCUGACUUUACAACCCAUUAUGAUGUGGAGAAGGAGAGAGAGUUGCGGACAGAGUUCAGCAAAGAGGAAAUCUGGCAGAGAAUCGAGCAGUACAACUUGCUAACCAAAGACCACCUUAAAAUGACGCUGGGUGCGGGCGGUGUGUACACGGGUUUCAUCAAGGUCCAGAUGGAUUUGCGGAGGCCAAUGACGGUGCAGGGAAGUCAGACAAGAGCUGGGGAGGCCUUCUAUCUGCCCCAAGGAGUCUCCAACACCCUUCAUGUCAGCUCUAAAACCACAGUCAAAGAGGUGAUCGUCGGCUUGCUGAGCAAAUUCACAGUUGCAGACAACCCGGCUAAAUAUGCCCUGUACAAGAGAUACCGGCGGGAGGAGCAGGUUUAUACAUGCAAAUUGGCGGAUGCUGAGAAGCCGUUGUUUCUUCGCCUGGUGGCGGGACCCGACCCAGACCUGCUCAGCUUUGUCCUGAAAGAACAGCAGACGGGAGAAGUCAUGUGGGAUGCCUUCUCCAUCCCUGAGCUGAAAAACUUCCUGCGGAUCCUUGAAAAGGAGGAACAGGAGCAGAAGGACGCAGUAAUUCGUCGCUAUGAAACCUACCGGCAGAGACUGCAGGAGGCACUGCUGGAGGUCAGGGGGCCUUCUUAAGAGGAUAUAACCUCCUUGAAAAAGGACUACUGCCCCCUAGAGGGACGAAGGGGAUGUUUUGUUUUGUUUUUCAUUUUUAAUCUCCUGGUGUACAUUUUGAUGGAGGGAGGGAUGUGAACACAGAAUCGGGAGAGAGGAUCCAGCACCUGGAAGAAGGGAUAAUAAAGGAUGACAAGAGGACAGAAAAAAGAGACUGCAAAUAAAAAAGACGAACAGACAGAAUUUUGGUUGCUGGAUUCAAGAUUUCAAACUGCUUCCCGCUCGGCUCCGUCUGCCUGCAAACACCAAAGAUUCACUCACUGUGCCAUAUCCGUUCAUCCUCUUCCCUGUUCGCCGUCCAUCCCUCUCUUCUUCUUCUUCUCUCACUCUGUCCUGCUGUCACAUAAUUUAUGCAGUUCAUCCUUUUUGUUUCCCUCACCUUUUUAUCCUUUGAACUUGUGAAAGACUCAAGGUUGAAUUAUUUUUAUUUAACUUGUGUGUUUUAAAGGUCUGUACAUUUUUUUUUUUUUUUAAUUUAUAUGGGUGAAGCUUUUUAUUGCUUUUUGUUUUUCUUUUUAAAACAAAGUCUUAUUUUUGUUUUAUUGUAGAGGCGGAGCAACAAUCUGCUUGUUGACACAGAUGCUGAGAAUAGUUUUUUCAGACUUCAGCAGGACACAGAAAAUCCAAACAUCAGAGCAUGACAGACCAUUUAAAAAAAGUUAUUAUCAUAAAAUGGAGUUAUUUUAACUCACAGUAGUUGUAAAAGUAAAUACUGAUUCCAAUAAUAAUAGCUCUAAUUACAAAGAAUGAAAAUGGAUUGGAGUUCUUCUGGAUUUAUCCGUUCCAAAAACAUGUCCAAUCAAAAUAUAUGAAUCUGAGAAGAAAUUCUUAUUAUAUUCGUUAUCCAUUUAUAUGGAAUUUAAUUAUCUGUUCAUAUUUUUUGGCACAUUUAGGACUCCAUAAAAGCCAGCCUGAGAUUGUUUGCAUGAAAGAAAGGAGAAAUGAAAGAUGAUGUAACGGAAAACAGAUGCAGGAACUCUAGAGAGAUUUUUAAUAGGAAGAGUAAAAGAACGAUAAGAUGAGUCUUAACUGGAACUUAACAGGAAGUAGUUUAGUUUUGGUUGCAGUUUGUAAAAAACUAAAAAAAAAACGCUGUUUGUUUUUUCAUGUGGAGUGAAGAUGAACUGGUGGGAUCUGAAGCCUUUGUGUUUUUUCCACCACCAGCAGAGUUUCGUGAACCAUGAGCUGAAUAGACUAAAGCAAACUGCUUGAACUUUGACCCCCCCCC
Molecule: messenger RNA, 1963 nt
Organism: Maylandia zebra (zebra mbuna)
Lineage: Eukaryota; Metazoa; Chordata; Actinopteri; Cichliformes; Cichlidae
Source: RefSeq, a predicted model, not a curated record